AUGCUUGGUGCAGAGGCGUUCUGUCUCUAUCUAACUGGCUCUGAGUCGGCCAGUGGACCAGACACUCGCGACACCACUCCUCCACAACGCGGCAUGAAUGAAGGAGGUGAACAGCAGACUGCCAAUCCACGAGGAACACUGGCCACCACACACGAAACAAUCAGUCGCUUAGCUGCUAGCACAACCCACUCCUCCCUCCCUUCCAGUCCUCACCUUCAUCAAGUGAUCUUUGCUGCGAGUCGACUCUCACCCACUCUCCUUCCAUCACUCGACUGCACACGUAGUCCCCCAUGA
Hydatigera taeniaeformis is the source of this 294-nucleotide messenger RNA. The record is from the annotation of a GenBank genome assembly. NCBI's taxonomy places the organism in Eukaryota, Metazoa, Platyhelminthes, Cestoda, Cyclophyllidea, Taeniidae.